AUGCUGACCACCCUGUGCCUGCUGCUCAACUUUGCUGUCCCAGUGCUGGGAUCCAUCAGCUGUCCCCCUGGCAAGCAAUGCCAACGGGCCCUACUCUCGCACAAUGAUGUCUUCCUGCCGUGCAACUCUUCUGAGGCACAGUGGUACUUCCUCCUGCAAGACAGAACCAGCUGGUCCAGCAACAUCCCUGUUCUUUCCAACAUAGAGAUAAUGCCUGGGGAUGGCAUUCGCGUCAGAAGUCCACUGCCCUCCCAGACGGGCUUCUACUACUGCUGGGAAAAGAACGACACCCUACUGGUGCAGCAUGAGAUCGACUUCCAGGACGUCAGCACCCUGCAUAUUACCCACAAAGACCCGGGCCAAGAGCCCCUGCAGAAUGAAACCCUGAGGCUGGGUGGCAAGGAGCUCAUCUUCACCUGCUGGGAGCCCUGGCAGGACUGUAACCACUGUGGGGAGCUGGGGGAGUGCAAACGCCUGGGGUACUGCUAUAAGCCCCCGGAGGAACCCAUGCCCUGCUGGCUCUACCUGGGAGAUGUGAAGGUGCGGUCCAGGCACUUAUGGCCUGAGAUGCAGGUGGAAGCCUGCCACGACCAGUAUAAAACAUCAGAUGUGGGGUACAUCAUGUUUGACAGCUUCGAGCUCAGUGAGGAGUCAGGAUCUGCAUGGCUCCCCCGCCCCUUAGGAUCCAUGUACAGGCCCGUCAUCUGGGAAGCCAACGACAACCCCCUGACCUGGCAUGGCCACUCUGGCCGGGACAUAAAGACUGUCCUGGACCCCUCCAGCAGUGGCCAGUGACUGCAGGUGUUCCAGCUGGCCAUUUACAAGUAGCAGGAGCUUGUGGCUCCAUUCAACCCCAAGCCGGAUCAUGAUGUUCUGGGGACUCAGUCAAGAGAGGAGGCUGGAUCACAGCAGGUGGCAGGAAAGGCCCAAAAGGGGAAGGCCAACCCCAUCCUCAAGGGGCUGAAGCUGGCGCUGCUGGUGGGCACAGUCCUGGGCCUGCUCAGGGUGUGACUGGGGCUCCUCCACCCUUCCUGGGGCAAAACAAGUGACCAGGUGUUGCCGGUGAAAUAA
This is a messenger RNA of Manis javanica (Malayan pangolin), 1071 nucleotides long. RefSeq names its product protein FAM187B. The record is from RefSeq and is a predicted model, not a curated record. Lineage: Eukaryota; Metazoa; Chordata; Mammalia; Pholidota; Manidae.